Molecule: messenger RNA, 3049 nt
Organism: Rhagoletis pomonella (apple maggot)
Lineage: Eukaryota; Metazoa; Arthropoda; Insecta; Diptera; Tephritidae
Product: transportin-1-like
Exons: 10
Coding region: 279-2945 (888 amino acids)
Biological process (GO): protein import into nucleus
Cellular component (GO): cytoplasm; nucleus
Molecular function (GO): small GTPase binding; nuclear import signal receptor activity
Source: RefSeq, a predicted model, not a curated record
CACGCCGACUCAUUCCCACACCCGUUUGUGCAGGAAGGUGUUAGAAAGAGAUCACGAACCAGGCAUCGAAAGUCGAAACUUCAUUUUAAUUUUUUUGUUCCAUGAAAAAAUUAUACUAGACAAGAAGAAAAAAGGAGAAGGUAGUGAAAGAACAUUUUAAUUGCGAUAAAUAAUCAUAUACAGAUUAAAAGUGAUCAAAUUAAAGACAAGUGUAAUCAAUUUUUAGUGCGCUUAUCCAAGGUAAUACACCCCCGAUUAUAAAAUAAAAUCAAGACAAGAUGACGUGGGAACCGCAAGCCGAAGGUUUACAGCAAAUAAUUACAAUCCUCAAGCAGUCUCAGUCACCGGAUACAGCAACGCAAAUGGCUGUUCAACUGAAACUGGAGGAACUGAAUCAAUAUCCCGAUUUCAAUAAUUAUCUCAUUUAUGUACUGACGAAACUAAAAACAGAAGAUGAACCAACACGCUCUCUCAGCGGUCUAAUUUUGAAAAAUAACAUACGAAUUCAUGGAAACAAUCUACAGCCGGAGAUUAUUGAAUAUAUCAAACACGAAUGUUUGCAAGCAAUUGGAGAUCCUUCGCCAUUGAUCAGAGCCACUGUUGGUAUACUUAUAACGACUAUUGCUAGUAACGGUGGUUUGCAAAAUUGGCCGCAAUUACUCCCUUCACUGUGCGAUAUGCUGGAUUCGCAGGACUAUAAUGUCUGUGAGGGAGCGUUCAGUGCUUUACAAAAGAUAUGUGAAGAUUCAGCUGAGAUUCUUGAUUCUGGAGUACUCAAUCGGCCACUUAACGUGAUGAUUCCCAAAUUUUUGCAAUACUUUAGCCACAAUAGCCCAAAAAUACGUUCUCAUGCUAUAGCUUGCAUCAAUCAAUUUAUUGUAAAUCGAUCGCAGGCGUUGAUGCUUCAUAUUGACACAUUUAUCGAAAGUUUAUUUAACUUGUCGUCCGACGAUGAUCAUGAGGUCAGAAAGAAUGUUUGCCAUGGGUUGGUAAUGUUGUUGGAAGUUCGUAUGGAUCGUUUAUUACCGCAUAUGUCACAAAUUAUUGAGUAUAUGUUAAUACGUACUCAAGAUCCGGAUGAAGGAGUUGCUUUGGAAGCCUCUGAAUUCUGGCUAUCUCUCGCUGAACAAAGUAUUUGCAAAGAAGUUUUGGCGCCCUAUUUAGUGCAGUUGGCUCCUAUAUUAGUGCGCGGAAUGCGUUACUCUGAAAUAGAUAUUAUCUUGCUUAAAGGCAAUGUUGAAGAGGACGAUAUGGUGCCAGAUCGCGAGGAGGAUAUACGCCCGCGAUUUCAUAAAUCACGCACACACACCAUCAAGUCUGGUGAAACGGGCGUGGAUGAUGAGGAUGAUGAUUUUGAUGAUGUGCUUGAUGAUGAUAGUUCCCUAUCUGAAUGGAAUCUCCGCAAAUGUAGUGCAGCAGCACUGGACGUUUUAGCAAAUGUCUUCCGUGAAGAGUGUCUACCUAUAGUCUUGCCGAUCCUCAAGGACACUUUGUUUCAUCAGGAAUGGGUUAUCAAAGAGAGUGGAGUCUUGGCAUUGGGUGCUAUUGCCGAAGGCUGUAUGCAGGGUAUGAUUCCACAUCUACCGGAACUGAUUCCCUACCUGAUAAGUUGUUUGUCGGACAAGAAGGCACUAGUACGCUCGAUAACUUGCUGGACUUUGUCGCGUUAUGCUAACUGGGUGGUUAACCAGCCACAUGAUCAAUAUUUGAAGCCACUAAUGGAGGAAUUGCUUAAGCGUAUUUUGGAUUCUAAUAAACGAGUACAAGAGGCAGCUUGCUCUGCCUUCGCUACUUUGGAAGAGGAGGCCUGCACUGAGUUGGUGCCAUAUUUAGAAUAUAUACUGAAAACUCUUGUAUUCGCCUUUUCCAAGUAUCAACAUAAAAACUUGCUUAUACUGUACGACGCAGUUGGAACAUUAGCUGAUUCUGUGGGCCACCAUCUCAACAAACCACAAUACAUUGAUAUAUUAAUGCCCCCACUAAUAGAGAAGUGGAACUUACUAAAGGACGACGAUAAGGACUUAUUUCCUCUCUUAGAGUGCUUAUCAAGCAUUGCAACAGCUUUACAAUCUGGAUUUCUACCGUAUUGUGAUCCAGUUUACCAGCGAUGCAUAUCACUAAUUGAACAGACACUAAACCAAGAUAUGGCAUGCAAAUCUAAUCCUGGAUUCGAGCAUCCCGAUAAAGAGCGGAUGAUUGUUGCAUUAGACUUGUUGUCAGGAUUGGCCGAAGGUUUGGAUGGACACAUUGAAUCAUUAGUAGCCAACAGUAAUAUUAUGCAGUUACUAUAUCAAUGCAUGCAGGAUGUACUCCCCGAAGUGCGGCAGUCGUCAUUCGCAUUGUUAGGAGACUUGACUAAAGCCUGUUUUCAACAUGUACAUCCAUUCAUGUCGGAGUUCUUCCCGAUUUUGGGCCAAAACCUUAAUCCUGAUUACAUUUCCGUAUGCAACAAUGCUACAUGGGCCAUUGGCGAAAUUUGCAUGAAACUAGGUGAAGAAACUCGGCAGUACAUACAUCUCGUACUCAAUGAACUGUUCGUUAUUAUUAACAGACCGAAUACACCUAAAACGCUUCUGGAGAAUACAGCAAUAACAAUCGGUCGUCUAGGUUAUGUGUGCCCAGUUGAAGUGGCUCCUUAUUUGCCAGAAUUUGUACGACAGUGGUGUACAUCUCUGCGCCAUAUAAGGGAUAAUGACGAAAAGGAUUCGGCUUUCCGUGGGAUGUGUCACAUGAUUACCGUAAAUCCAGGUGGCGUCGUGCCCGACUUCAUAUUCUUCUGCGAUGCUGUGGCUUCGUGGGUUAACCCGCCACAAGAUUUGCAUCAAAUGAUUCAGAAGAUUUUACAUGGCUUCAAAACACAGGUAGGAGAAGAAAAUUGGCGUCGCUUCGUCGAUCAGUUCCCACAAAAUCUUUCGGAACGUCUGGUUGCUAUGUACAACAUUUAAAGCAUCAGUUCUGCGCACUGGGGUAAUUGAAACAUGAGUGUGAGCUUAAAGCUACUAUUCUGGUAGAAACGGAAAGAAAGCACCAUGGAACGGGGGACAAAAAA